Molecule: messenger RNA, 958 nt
Organism: Ectocarpus sp. CCAP 1310/34
Lineage: Eukaryota; Phaeophyceae; Ectocarpales; Ectocarpaceae
Source: the annotation of a GenBank genome assembly
AUGUCGUCGCGCGAUGCGAGGCGCGCCACGAGCCCAAACGGAAUGCCGAGGGGCGACCCCCAGCAGGAGGUCGAUGGCGACGGCAGCGGCGCGGCGGUGAUAUCGGCGGCGGGCAGCGGAGCGGCGGUUGUCCUCGUUGCGGUCAUCCGCGGGUCCGGCAGCGCGGCGGCACCCGGCGACGUUGCAGACGGCACGCCGGCCCUGGGGUUCGGCGGCAGCGGCGACGGUGCGGCGGCGGCGGCGGCGGCUGCAGUCCAUGGUGCGCCACCAGCGGUUUGCGACGGCGACGAUGAAGUGGCGUCGGCGGUGGCGGGUCGCCACGGUGCAGCGGCAGCAGCGGUUGGCGAAGCGGUGAUAGUACCCCCCGCGGUGGCAGCGACGGCAGGCCAAGGCGCAGUGGUGGCAGCGGGCGGCCAAGCGGCAGUGGUCCCGGGUUCCAACUCCCUGGGGAGGGUGUUCCCCUGUUGCUUGCAAGUCAAACUCAAAAUGGGUUCGGGAAAGUGGCCAGCGCGGUGGUGGAAAACGUCAACAUCCAUUUGUUCGGCACGACCUAACACACCCACAUCACACUCAGACGCAACUCCUUCCCUCGCAUCAAACAUCCCCGCACUCGUCCCCGAGUCUCCCUGCAACUGCUCACCACCUGUGGGUGUUGACAUCCUAGUGUGGCAUACCGGAGCUUGAGAGGUUACAGCAGGAUUCACUACAGGAACAACAGGAACAUCAAGCACAGACAUACCAGCAACGGGAACACCAGACACCCCCCCAUCACUAACAACUCCAAUCUCAUUUCCAGACACAGAAUCAGACUCGCCUAGAGAAUUCACAUUACAUGUGAGGAAGAGGCGAAGAGGAGCGCCACUUGCUGGAAGAAUGUCGCCCGGAGGUGGAGAGGGGGUCGCCGUCGAGGAGGCAGAGGUCGUUGGUGGUGCGCUGAUGUACUGCUGCUGCUGCUGCU